Molecule: messenger RNA, 2068 nt
Organism: Spodoptera exigua (beet armyworm)
Lineage: Eukaryota; Metazoa; Arthropoda; Insecta; Lepidoptera; Noctuidae
Source: the annotation of a GenBank genome assembly
AUGGGUCGGCUCGACCGGAGUGAUACCACGGCCUCACAGAAAACCGGCGUGAAACAACCACAGCGUUGUGUUUCGCCGUGUGAACGCAAAAUUCUCCACAAUGUCUCCGGGGAAUUUCGUUCUGGUGAACUAACCUGCAUUCUUGGUCCUUCUGGAGCAGGAAAAUCCACAUUACUGAACAUAUUGGCUGGUUAUAAUUCAAACGGAGUAAAAGGCAGAAUAACAGUGAAUGGUCACACGCGUGAAAUGAAACUGUUCAAGAAAUUAAGUACUUACAUCAUGCAGGAAGACCUGCUGCAGCCAAGAUUGACAGUGCAGGAGUCAAUGGUCACAGCAGCGAACUUGAAGCUCGGCAAAGAGCUGGGGAAGGCUGAGAAGGAACUCAUAGUAGAAGAAAUUCUUCAAACUCUUGGUUUAUGGAAUCACAGGAACACAAUGACUGAAAAACUAUCGGGAGGUCAAAUGAAGAGGCUGUCUGUUGCCCUAGAGCUGGUCAAUAACCCACCUAUCAUCUUUUUGGAUGAGCCCACAACUGGUCUGGAUAUCGUGUCGAUCCGUCAGCUGGUGGUUUUACUUCGUCUCCUGUCCCGUCAAGGCAGAACCAUCGUUUGCACCGUCCAUCAACCGUCAGCGUCACUCUUUGCUCUCUUUGAUAGAAUAUACGUGUUGGCUCGAGGAAUGUGCUGUUAUCAGGGUGCCCCUCAGCUAAUAGUGCCAUUCUUGGCAGAAGCUGGUCACAUAUGCCCCAAGACCCACAACCCAGCUGACUUUGUGCUGGAAACCCUCGCAACGGAUAUAGAAACUUCUGCUCCUUUAUCAGAGCUGUGUCAAAAUGGAAAACUAUGCAGAAGACUUGAAAGAAUGAUGCCCGGAAGCCGAAAACCUGUGCUGCACUCAGAGGAGUCAAUACAAAGAAUAUUUACGGAACACGUGGCGAAAGACCAGCUUUCCAAAGUAGAAUUUCCGACGUCAUUUUGGACACAAUUUCUUAUAUUAAGCAAACGAAUGUUCAUACAAAACAGCAGGAAUACGACAUCAAUGUGGAUUCAAUUUAUUCACCACGUUUUAUCAGCUAUACUUCUGGGCAGCAUAUUCUUCGAUGUGGGUAACAACGCGGCGAACCCUGUAGUCAACUUUAAAUUCUGUCUGAGUUGCUUGGUCUUUUUCAUGUAUACCCAUACUAUGAUACCUGUUCUCAUAUUUCCGUUCCAAGUACGUUUACUUCGACGAGAAUAUUUUAAUCGUUGGUAUAGUUUAAAAGCUUACUAUGCGGCUCUAACAAUUGCUAGUAUUCCAAAUAUGGUAAUUCUUGGAAUAAUCUUCCUGAUUAUCGCGUAUUUGAUGUCUGGUCAAUUAUUGGAAUGGGAUCGCUUUAUAUUAUUCUCGAUCGCUGGUUUGCUCAUUGCAACAUGUUCUGAAGGACUUGGAUUAGCUGUAGGGUCUGCUUUUAACGUCACUAAUGGUUCCAUUGUAGCACCAGCCACUGCUGCUCCUCUACUCGCCUUGUCGUGUUACGGCAUGGGCUUUGGACCCUACAUCGAAGCCACAAUGAAAGCACUCAUGUCAAUCUCGUUCCUUCGAUACGGCGUAACAGGAUUUUCAAUCGCCUUGUACCAAAACAGACAGAAAAUGGAAUGUAAUCAAGAAUUCUGUCUUUAUUCAGAGCCUAAGUUAUUAAUAAGAGAUUUGGGUAUGGAAGGGGAUACUUAUAUGAUUCAAGUUGCUGGCUUAAUAGGUUUUACAGUUCUUCACAGGUCGCUAGCAUACUUAGCAUUAAGAUACCGAUUGACAAAUGAAUUUUCAAAUAAAUUCAUGUGUUAUGUUAGCAAAUUUUUGAAACAUAGAUAAAUUAAUAAUUAUGUUAUUUAGUUAUUAUUUUAAUGAAUGCGGAAAAUUGUUGCGAUCUCUUUUUGUGAUCUUGAUUGAGUUUAGGGAUUGCAUCAGAGAUAAAGUUAACUAAUUGAUGUACUUCGGGUUAUGUUGGAACUUGGAACUUAAGAAUUAUUACUUUAGUACUUUUUGUAACAGUCACUAAAGCAAGGUGUCGUCAGGAGCAAUUAAAGCAUAU